UCGAGUUUUCAUUGGACGAAUCUUCGCUCCAACUUCGAAGUGACCAAUCAGAGUGCAGCAUUCCCUACCUUGGGCUUGCGCGGCCCUUUGCAUAAGUAGCGUGGGCAUAGGGAAUUUGUACAGGCUGUCUAUCUAGCGUCGUGCAUUGGGUGCAUACAUAGGUUUACCAUACAUAUCACGCACUGUGUAUUACAUCCGUACUGCACUGCGAUAGCGUCUCUACACUGAUUCACUAAAAAAGAUCCUUCGCCCAGCGUAAACAACAUCUGAGAGAUUUCCAAGAUGGGAAGAAAAGAUCCCAACAAGCCCAAGGGGCGUAUGUCGUCUUAUGCGUUCUUUGUCCAGUUCUGUCGAGAGGAGCACAAAGAGCGCAACCCGGGCCAGUCCGUCAACUUCACCCAGUUCUCCAAGAAGUGCUCAGAGAGAUGGAAGACCAUGGAUGAUGGCGAGAAGAAGAGGUUCCUUGAGUGUGCAGACUGCGACAAGAUGCGUUAUGAACGGGAGAUGGCCCGCUACGUGCCACCCAAGGGCACCAAGAAGAGGGGACGCAGAAAGAGAAAGGACCCCAACGCGCCCAAACGCAACCUGUCAGCUUUCUUCCUGUUCAGCAACGAUGAGCGAUCCAAAGUGAAGGCUGUCCACCCUGACUGGGGCAUCGGUAAGAUUGCCCAGGUGUUGGCAGAGCAGUGGAGAAAUGUGUCGGCAUCCCAGCGGGCCAAGUAUGACAAGGCUGCUGUACAAGACAAGGAGCGAUAUGUCAAGGCGAUGGCAGAGUACAAAGCCAAGCCAGUAAAGAAGAAGAGCUCCUCCAGUUCCUCCUCCUCUUCCUCCUCCAGCUCCAGCUCAAGUAGCUCCAGCUCCAGCGACGAGGAGUAAACCUCAGCACCACCCUAACAAACCACCGAUUCUCCGGACUAUCAUGUCUGAUCAGAACAAACAGCCUUCAAUUUGAUUCAGGACCUCAUUUAAGUUCAUUUCAAUCAUCAGUCACAUGCAACAUGAGUCAUUAGCCUUCUUAAGAUAUGGCAGGUACAAGAGGAGGGGAGGGUGCUAGUUACAGGGGUAAGAUUGGAUAAACAAGGGUGAAACUUGUCAGGAUUUUUUCUGAACUCAGGAUUUUUCCUGAUUUCAGGAUUUUUAAAGCAUCCCUUUUGAAAUCUGGAAUCCCUGAGGUUUUACCGUAAAGGUGUUUUUACCUAUGAAAGUUUAAAUAGAACAAAAGAAAUGGGUAUUGUAAGGGGUGCCUUCAGGCAACAAAAAAAAACACUGGGGCCUUCAGCAACCCUCAAACCCCUUGCUGAUUAUUUCGUGCAUUUUCGUUUUCCCCUAAAUCUCAACUCCUGGUAAUAACAAAAGAGUUUGCCCACUCUACAUAUAUGUAGUGCCCUUCUAUUGGGUCCACAGUAUCUCAAAAAGGCUAAUUCAAAAACAAGGCAUACUGGCACUGGGUCGUGCUGUUUUCAUAUUUUUGUUCAAACACCAGUGAGCAUAAACUUAUUAUGUAGCAGUAGCACUCAACGUGACAAUUUCAGUUGCAUGUCAACAUGAACCACUGGAAAGUGGAAAAAAAAUUAAAGUGAUUUUGGGGUUAUCAAAAAGAAAACAAAAUUGGCAUGCCUGGAUAGGUAGGUGCAGUGGAUGGGUGUCACUCACAUAUUUUUAUGUGGUUUGGACUUGUUUUCUACCUCAUAAAUAAAUUCUGCUUUACGAAUUCGAUCCAAAAAUGAGUUGUGGCAAACAAGAAGGUGAAACCAAAAUGCCAAGAGCACAGUGAUACAUGUACCAAGAUGGAAGAUACUUUGAAACUGAAGUCCUGUAAAUUGUAAAGAAUCCUCUGAAAUGUUGACAAUCUUGUAGCAGUUGAUGAACCCUGGUACAGCAAUAUGCCUACAAAAAAAAUUGUGGUAAAAAGUAAAUGUCAGAAAUAUUUUUGCGUAAUCUCCUGCAGCAUUUAUAAUCUAGACAUAAAUUCAGGCUUAUGGGCCGGUUCACACAUUCAUUCAAAUGUGAAGUGAUUUUUGUUGACGUCACAAAAUAUUCGCUGUGAAAAACGUUCAACUCUUGUAAAUUCUCGAUGCGAAAGCUUUCCAUGAUGUCACAAGUUCGCGAUCACUUUUGCGCUGAGUAAAAACUGAUUUUUAAUGUGAAUUAUUAAAUGGCUGUAGUCCUGUAAUUAUUGUUCACAUUGUGUACUGAUUUGCUUCAAUUCAGUGAACAGAAUAUGUCCUGUUUGCACAUACGAGUCUAGAUUAAUUAACAUGGCACCCACACAAGUUGCAUGUUAUUGAAAUAACCGUAGACCAAUUUUUUUGGUAGAAGUGGAAACUUAAAAUUUUGGAAGAUUGAGUGGACCAACCGUCCUAGUUAAGGUCAUGUGUUUAACGUCUGAUUAUAUUUUUCAAAGAUUAAGAGAGAAGAUUCAAAUAUUCAUCAGCUUGGGACAUGCGUCCUUUUACUUGUUUGUGAGAUUCUUGUGUGUGUUUUUAAACUGUAUGGCUUGUAAAUUGCAUUUUAAUGGGAUAGUGAUUUCCAACAGUGUUUUGGACCUUAAAGGUUUAUUUAAAAAUUGGUAGUCUGCAGACCUAUGCCCUGGCAAAACAAGCUUUGAACGCCAACUAGUUUGCAACGACUCUGUUGCUGUUAUGCUAUAAGAGGGUUGACCCUCAUUGCAUCUUACACUGUAUCGUUUCCCUCUGGAGAAAUCUCAGUAAAUAAUUAGGAUAAGUUGGGAACAAAUUUAUAUGCAGUGGGCUCAUUGUAUCAGGUGCUAGUUGCAGACCUCUGAUCAACUCCUCCAGAAUCUUCUAGCAAUGAAGUUAUCAGUUAAGUUAACAAUGUUGAAAACUUAAUAGUGGGAAUAUUCCAGCAAAUUAUUCCGAUUUACCCAUUAUAAUGCGUAAAUUUUCAACAGCAAUUGCUGGACUCGCCAAUACUGAUAACUUCAUUGCGGAAAGAUUGCGGGGGAAGUUGUUCAGAGUCAUGCAGCUUAAAACCCGAUACAAUGUCCGCAACUUGUCCGCAACUCGUCCUGAAUAUGAAUUGAGACAGGCGUAAACAGGUCUAGAACACUGGUGAAGUACUUACAUUCAUUUUAUUAGUGCCAAAAAAAAAUGGUCAGCUCCAGUCAAGUUCUUGUAUAACUGAUUAACUUCUCUUUUUUGUGUGUCUUGCUUUCUUUACAACCUCUGAUAUCAUUGUUUAAGUUUGUGAUUUAAAAAGAAUAAAAAUCCUGAGACUCUUUGAUUGCUGAAAAGGGAAUGGCUUGGCCAAGGAUGAGGGGAUGCAUGUAAACAAAGAAGGAAGAACCCGCUACUGAAGUGUGAAAGAACUUGACUGAUGGAGUUGUCAUUUUAAAAAAAUACUGUUUGCAUUUGUGUGUAUAAUAAGCCGUAUUAUUCCAACUGAUUAUCUUCACUCUGCUGUGUUAAGUGUUUAGAUGCUGCUUCUAAUAUUCGCGAUACAUUUUAAGAGUAAACAUUUGUCCAUGAUUUCCAAAA
Molecule: messenger RNA, 3497 nt
Organism: Patiria miniata (bat star)
Lineage: Eukaryota; Metazoa; Echinodermata; Asteroidea; Valvatida; Asterinidae
Product: high mobility group protein 1 homolog
Exons: 5
Coding region: 283-876 (197 amino acids)
Biological process (GO): regulation of transcription by RNA polymerase II
Cellular component (GO): nucleus
Molecular function (GO): DNA binding, bending
Source: RefSeq, a predicted model, not a curated record